AUGUAUGUCAAUCGACAAAGCAAUCGUGGCUCAAGCUCUACACCAGGGCGAGGAGCGGGACGAGGCUAUUUUGCAAGAGGCAGAUCCAACUUCAGAGGAAGACCGGUUGAAGUACCACGCGCUGCUUCACCGCCUCUGGGCGAGAUCCUGGAAAGAGUCCAGACCCAUGAAACCGAUCUCAUUGAAUUCAGUGACAGUGAAGAUGAAAAUGACAACAAAGAGCAGGAACAUUCUGCUUCUCUCAAGAUUGUGAACUGCAAAGACGUUGCAACGUUUAACUGGAUGAAUAAAGCGACCCCCACUAUUUUAGUCCCUGGUAAACCACCAGCCUGGACACCUCUACACUCACCUAGACGACUGCCCGAAGACGGCGGGGCCUACUUCCGCGACAAGAACGCGGCCCAGUAUCCCUCGCGACCAAUCGAACCAGCCGUGCAAGCACUUCUGACACUGAACCCAAACUUUCCCACGUCAUCCAUUGACAUAUUCGCGUGCAAUAGCACAUUGGGCAACCUCCUACGGCAUGUCUUCAACCGGGUCGAACGGCCCUUUCGCUUCCUUGUCGAGGCGGUUGGCAAUACCGUCUUUUUCGUCCGGCGAGAAAAUUCCCCGACACAACUGAUCGAUGCGGUGCGCGGGUUUGGACAUACUUUUCCCGAGGCAUAUACCACUUGGGAGUCAGAUGUCAGGGGAUCAGACACCCAUCAGCGUAUCGUGCAGUAUGAGUUUGGUGGGCUCAACUUCCUGGUCCGGUUUGCCGCCGAUGGGUAUUAUAAAGAUUUGGUGCCGAAUGAUACCACGCCUGGAAGCAAGCUUUCCGACAGUCCUAAGCCGACGGACGAAAGUAGUAUCGAUGAUACGCUGGCAUUGGCUUUGGGUGAGAGUACGAUAGCAUCGCGUCUGUCGACUUCUAUUACAUUAUCAUCAUCGUCUUCCUCGCCGUCGUUGUCGUUGUCGUCGUCUUCCUCGCCGUCAUCAACAUCAUCACCCCAAGUACAAAAAGAACAAAAAUUGACGAUCCUUCAAGACGGCUCACAAUUAAUCCCACGAGCCGCCGUCUUCGACAUCAAAACCCGCUCAGUGCGCAAGAAAGACACUGGCAUUCUGGCAGGCGAGCUGCCCCGGCUGUGGGCGGCGCAGAAUCCAAAUUUCGUUUUAGCAUACCAUCAAUCCGGCCUCUUUGAAGACAUUGAAGAGACUGACAUCCGUGACGACAUUCAGCGGUGGGAGCGCAGGAACGAAGACGCGCUUCGUACAUACGCGGACCUCCUGAAGAAGAUUAUUACUUUUGCACGGGCCCGGAAAGACGGCAAGUUUGAAGUUGUCUGUAGCGCAGUUGACGGUCUUGUGUUCCGCGAGCAGGGCGGCGACGACGUGAGUAGUACGCUUUCAUCAGCGGUUCAGGACCGAUGGCUGGGGAAAAAGCACCCAGUAAAGGAAUGAUAUAUUUACGUUGUUUACUUUGAUGUCUCACCAUCUCACCCGGAGGCGGGAGGGGGGAAGGCCGCGGAGGAAUUUCGAAUUUCGAGUUGAAAAUCCAAUUCUUUAUCAUAAUAUAGCUUGGCUGUGAGAGCAGCCAAGUAGCGACCUGGU
Molecule: messenger RNA, 1593 nt
Organism: Xylona heveae TC161
Lineage: Eukaryota; Fungi; Ascomycota; Xylonomycetes; Xylonales; Xylonaceae
Exons: 2
Coding region: 1-1443 (480 amino acids)
Source: RefSeq, a predicted model, not a curated record